AUAGAAAGUUGCACCCACGAAAUUUGACCUCACUCUUUGCUCCUCCAUAAGAUUGAAGUUGACAUAAGCUGGGGAGAACAAUCUCUUUGCUCCCAAGAACUGCCUGCCCUUACCGCAUGGGCUGACGGUCCCGUAGCUCCGAGACAUCCUACGUAUAAUUAAAAUUUUCGUCUUGAAUCCUCGCUCUCCUUUGCCUCGGAACAAUACCGACUCGUACAAUCCAAUACAGACGGCACGACGCGAUGGAUGCAUAAACGCUCUCAAAGCGAUAGUAAAGGUCGCUUUUGAGAGCGCGGCAUAACAACAUGGCUCGGAAGAAGAAGGCGAUUGACCACAUGGUCAAUCGCAUGAGCAAGUUGCGUCUCGUCGAUGAGCAGGCCGCUUUGGCUGCGCCACCCAAACAGCCGGAGCGCAGCAAAGACACGGGCAAUAAGGACGAGGAAGAGGUCGAGCGCCAGCCCUUCCGCUUCUUUGAUCUCCCCUACGAGCUGCGAUUGCGCGUGUACGAGGAACUCCUCAUCUUCCCCAAGACCAUCGACCUCGACCCGUCCAACUACUGCACCGUCGCCCCCGCCCUCCGCCUCUUCCUCACAAGCCAGCGCAUGCACGACGAAGCAGCCCGCGUCUUCUACGGCCGCAACACCUUCCGCGUCUUCCCCAUCCACGGCCGUUACAUCAACCGCAAGCACCCGCUGCUUGCAUGGUUCCCCCGCAAAUACCGCGUCCUCCUUACUCGCCUUGAGCUGCGUCUAGGUCCCGGCUUCACGAAACCACCGAAAUGCUGGGUCGUAGAUAGCCGGCUGGGCCUCGCAGCUGUGAAAAAGGUAUACCUCCUCAAGAUCUUUGUAGAAAUCGAUCCUGCAUCCGACGCGGUAUUCGAGGGAUUCCGCGUUGGUAAUAAUUUCUACACGGAAUACUGUGUGGGCUUGCUGAGAGGCUUGCUCUCGCAGGUGCCGUCGAUCAAUGAUGUCGAGUUUGAUGCGUAUCCUAGUGUGUCCAAGUCAAGUCCGUUGUUAGCAGGCUUGAUUGAAGAGACAAGGCUGAAUCAGAAGCAUAUUGCUUGGGGCCCUGAGAGGGGCUGGGAUAAGAUUGUUGAAACUGAUUUGGCGAAUGUGUUGCAGAAGAUGGGCCUUUGAUUGUGCCUCGAUGUUCGCCACCACAUUUGUCUUUGCAAGUACAGUAUAGUAGUCAUGCCUUUUAUGUGUAGAUAUGUAGCUUACGAACUCUUCAAUGAACCCUAUA
Messenger RNA from Bipolaris sorokiniana ND90Pr, 1242 nucleotides. RefSeq lists its product as uncharacterized. The transcript has a single exon. The record is from RefSeq and is a predicted model, not a curated record. The coding region runs from base 306 to 1136 and encodes 276 amino acids. Lineage: Eukaryota; Fungi; Ascomycota; Dothideomycetes; Pleosporales; Pleosporaceae.